Messenger RNA from Eleginops maclovinus (Patagonian blennie), 2197 nucleotides. RefSeq names its product NADH:ubiquinone oxidoreductase subunit V3 (gene ndufv3). Gene Ontology annotation, cellular component: mitochondrion. The record is from RefSeq and is a predicted model, not a curated record. The transcript is spliced from 4 exons. Gene Ontology annotation, biological process: mitochondrial ATP synthesis coupled electron transport. NCBI's taxonomy places the organism in Eukaryota, Metazoa, Chordata, Actinopteri, Perciformes, Eleginopidae. The coding region runs from base 212 to 2017 and encodes 601 amino acids.
AUGUACGGGUUCGAAUCCUGUCGCUAGAGUAUGAAUGUUGUUUAUUUUCAUUUUUAUUUUUUGGCAGCGUAUUUUGUGUUGUUGUCUGUAGGUGAUCUCGACACCAGUUAAACCGGAAUCCGGUUAAACUGGAACACCGGUAUUGUUGUGGAAGUGGAACUCUUAGGGUUACUUACAUUUUCCGGCCGGAGCAUAACACUGUGAACACAAAAUGGCGACCUCCUUGCUGCGGUUAGGGCGACUGGGUUCCCUGAAGUGUCUCCACCAGGAGAGCUGGCGCAUCCUGAGGAACCGCCCGGCUGCUCUGUUCUGCUCUCAGACUGAAGGGCCCCCACAGCCCCCACAGUCAGCACAGAGGACAGAGACUGCAGGCAAGACAGAGGUUCAAGAUGAGAGAGCAACCUUGCUAGCCUACAAGACAGCCGUUACCUUCCCAGUUAGACUUUCAGAGCCUGGAGUUUUUCUACAGCAGGGUCCAGGUGUAGCUGAAUCCGUGGCCAGCCCCACUGCAGCUGCAGAAAGAGCUGUAGCUGCUGCCAGUGAGGCAGCCCCAGCUGCUGCUGAGACUCCGGCUGCUGCUGAGACUCCAGCUGAAGCUGUGACAUCAGCUGCUGCUGCUGAGACUCCAGCUGAAGCUGUGACAUCAGCUGCUGCUGCUGAGACUCCAGCUGCUGCUCAGGUUAUCAUUAACACAGCUACACCUGUAGUUGACGCAACCCCCCCAGCUGCUGAGCCCCUGUUUGAUGCAAGUGAAACCUCAGCACCAGUAGAACCUCCUAUCACAGCCCCCACAGCAGACGAUGCAGUCACAGCCUCCAACACAAACGAUGUCGUCGCAGCCUCCACCGCAGCCGCAGAGGAUGCAGUCGCUGUUGCCAUAGCCUCCUCUGAGCCGGUUGAUCCUGCAGCUGAUGGAUCACCAUCAUCCUCCUCAUCAUCUAGUGACUCUGACUCUGACUCUGACUCAGACUCAGACUCUGAGGACGAGAAUUCAGAAAAGGCUGAAACAAAGACCCCCGCACCAGAAGUGAGGGAUUCCAGUUUGGAACAAAUAGCAGAAGUCCAGGAGGUUGCAUCAGAUGUAAAAGAUGGCACGAAUGAAGCGAAGAAGGAAGUUCCCCCAGAACCUGAAGCUACUCCUGCCUGUUCAGCAGCAGAAGCUGCUCCAGCUCCAGCCACCAGCGAGGCACCCAGUGUUAGCUCUGAGGAGUUUGUAGACCCCGCUCCUGAGAUCUGCAUUGCCACCCGGUACACUGUGACUAGCCAAGGAGUUUCAGCUGAAGCUGUAGUAGAACCUGCCUCAGAAGUGAAAGAAGAUGUGGCAUCUCCUGCCAUCCCUGAUGACCGUGUAGAAGAUUCAACUUCAGAAAAAACUGAUGUUCCUGUAGAAGCCACGGAGCCCCCUUCUGCUGAAGAUCCUGCAGAAGCUGCCGAAGCUCUUCUAAAAGCUACUGAAGCUGAUCCUGUAGAAGCUGUGGAGAGCACAGAGGACCUGGUGGACCCGGCUCCUGCCAUAGCCCCCUCUGAGGCUGCAGCAGAAGUUUCCGCGCCUGAGGAGCUGCUGGACACAGCUCCAGUUUUAGCUGAAGCCUCCCCUGCAGAAGCUGCAGUUGAAGACACUGAGCCUGUGGAGGGCACAGAGGAGCUGGUGGACCCAGCUGCAGUUGGAGCUGAAGCUGACCCUGCAGGAGAUGCUGCAGGGCCUGUGGAAGUUGAAGCUGCCCCCGCUGAAGCAGCUGCUGAGGCUGCAGCUGAAGGUUCUGCCCCUGAGGAGAGCCCAGAGGAGCUUGUGGACCCGGCUCCAGUCAUAGCUGAAGCUGCAGGAGAGGAGCUGCAGGAAGAAGCCCCAGUUGAAGCAUCUGAGGAGGCUGCAGCACCUCCGGAGCCCAAUGAGCCUUUUGACAACAGCACUUAUCAAAACAACCAGCACCACAACUACACCCCCUUCACGUUUGCAGACCUGGAUGUAGAGAUGGCUAAAUUCCGCCUCCCACAGCCCUCCUCCAUCAGACACUAGAAGAGCCGGCUUCGCUGCAAACCUUUAUAUUGAUAAAAGAUUAUGCUGAUGGUGAAGCCCUUUUUAUUGUGAUUAUCCCCUCACCUCUCAGUUAUGCAUAAUAAUAAUAAUAAUAAUAAUAAUAAUAAUAAUAAUGUGCUGUUAAAAUGUUAUAUCAAUAAAGUACACAAAUUAAAAAGA